GCGCAGAUCAGUUCUACAAAGUCACGUGAUUUCGGGGAAAAGGCUUGUCUCUGGUGAAGCAGCAGCUCAGAGCCCAACACACCGGUGUCAGACCCUGUUCAGUCCGCAGUCACCGCGGAGGAAACACAACUGAGUCCCUGUUUGUGUUAUUUUAACUUUGAAAGAGACAUGGCUGGAGGGAGAAUGCGCUCCACUCGCAGACUGCGCACCUGGAUCGUUGAGCAGGUGAGCAGUGGGAAAUACCCGGGUUUGAUGUGGGACGAUGAGGCCAAAACCAUGUUCCGUAUCCCGUGGAAGCAUGCUGGGAAACAGGAUUUCCGUAAAGACGAGGACGCCGCCAUCUUUAAGGCAUGGGCGGAGUUUAAAGGCAAACUAAGAGACGGAGGCCAAGACAACCCAGCGUCCUGGAAGACCCGCCUCCGCUGUGCUUUGAACAAGAGUCCAGAGUUUAAGGAGGUGAUGGAGCGAGCUCAGCUGGACAUCUCAGAGCCGUACAAGGUUUACCGCCUCGUCCCCAUCAGCGAGCAGGGUGUGGUUGUUCCUGAAAGGAAAUGCAAAGUUAAAGCCACCAAGAGGCCGAAGAGAAGGAGGAGGAGGAGCAGCAGCAGUGAAUCAGAGAGUGAAGAUGACGUUCCGAUCAAACAAAUAAAGACAGAAGAGGUCACCUCACAGCAGUGUGUUGAAGAGCCUCAGCUAGAGAUCCAGAUCCCCUUCCAGACAGAUGAACCCACCCAGCAAACGACACCGACCAUACAGAGAGAUGUGGUGGAUGAGAUCAGGCUAGACGUGAGGAUCGAGGAGAGCGUCCCUGAAACAACAGGAGUCCAGGACUCUUUCAGCAUGACAGUUUAUUAUUCAGGACAAGAGGUUCUCAAACGUCACAUCCAGGGUGCUGAUGCGAGGAUUAUGUACCUCCCUUCCUCCCCCUCUCCCCCGACGCCAGCCAUCAUGAAGGGAAGGUUUCCACGCAUCCUGCUGCCAGAGCCAUCCUCACCGCUGCAGGCCUGCCCCAAGCUGCAGGCCUUGUUCACCCUGCUGCCCUUCAUGGAAAAAGGGGUGGUGCUGACGUCAACUCCGCAGGGGGUUUAUGGCAAACGCUUCUGCCAGGGGCGGGUCUUCUGGACAGGGCCGCACUCGACAGAGCCAGGGCUGCACAAGAUGGAGAGGACGGAGCCAGUGCUGUUGUUCAGUAAAGACGUGUUCAAACAACAACUGGACAUCUUUCGUUCCAGUGGCGGCGACCCUCCUCAGUGCGGCGUCACUUUGUGUUUUGGAGAGGAGCUGAGCAACACUGAAGACCCGUUCUCAAAACUCAUCAUAGUCAAGAUCACGUUCCCGUGGGCAGAGCAGCAGGUCCAGAGCGCUCAGUCCUUCUUUGACUCCAUCACCAUCCUCCAGUCUCUGGCCAGUCAGUCUCCGCUGGGAGAAAUUACCCUGAACCUCGUCCCUCUGUCUACACCGACGCCAGAGACCAUCGCCUGUGGGUCUGUUUGAGCUCUUUGCCUACUCAGAGGGGGUUUAUUCCAACUAAGAGACUUUUCUACACCACUUCCAAUCCACAACAUAAAACAAAAGUACAAGAGCCUAGAGAUAUGUAGACUAAAAGACAGUAAUAUGAACAAACUAGGAGUUUGAUCAUGUCACUGACAUCAAAUUAAGUUAUCUGGUCCUUUUUCUUUUUCCUAUUGCUCAGCUAGUUUUACAACAAAUCAAACUGGACUAGAAAACUAAAUAUGUAACCCUUUUGUCAACUAAUUUUCUAGGUUCAAUUUCAGAUAUGGUAUUAAAUUUUAAAUCCGUGGACUGAAAACACUAAAUGUAAACAAACACUGAAUGCUGGAUUUAUAGCACCACCAGUCCUCAGUUUUUAGAAUUAGCCAACUCUCGUAGCUAUUUCUAUAAAAAAAAAAAAAAAAAUCUAUAUAAAUAAAUCUAUAAUCUAUCUUUCACAGAAAAUGCACAAAAAUGCCAACUUAGGUUGCCAAAAGUUUCAUUAAUUGUAUAUUUUUCAAUCCCACAUUUUCAAACAUACCCCUCCCUUGAAUUUAAUGAUUGAUAGUAUAAGGGAAAAAAGCUAAAAAUAAAUAAAUAAAUAAACCUAAUAUUCAGUCCUACUUUAACCUUAGGCUACAGGAAAAGAACAAUAGAAAAGCCUAAGUACAAAUAUGUUGGCAGUGUUUCCAUACCAAAAUGUUACCUGUUUUUGUGCAAUUUAGAUGUUUUUGAAAUUUUUGUUAUUAAAAGCAAGACUUUUCACACUCUUAUUUUUCUUGCCACAUUAGUGGAAAGGGUAUCAAAACUUUUUUUUUCUAGACUGUGUGACAGUUUAUAAAUCCAGUAUUAAGCCAACCCCAAUGCCAUCCACGCUCUUCUUCAAGUUUCUUAAAUGUGAUUUUCUGAUGUUUUUUGUUUGUUUGUUUGUUUUAUUUAAUUAGAAAAAAAGAAGAAAGAUUAGGAGAGAAAACAUCACUGUGAGCUGUUCUUUAACACUUUACAAACUAAAAAAUAAUUAAGAUUAUAAAAAUUAAUUUAUUAACACCU
This is a messenger RNA of Cheilinus undulatus (humphead wrasse), 2541 nucleotides long. It is a transcript of the gene irf9, whose product is annotated as interferon regulatory factor 9. The record is from RefSeq and is a predicted model, not a curated record. Gene Ontology annotation, cellular component: nucleus. The coding region runs from base 169 to 1494 and encodes 441 amino acids. Lineage: Eukaryota; Metazoa; Chordata; Actinopteri; Labriformes; Labridae. Gene Ontology annotation, biological process: immune system process; regulation of transcription by RNA polymerase II. The transcript is spliced from 10 exons. Gene Ontology annotation, molecular function: protein binding; RNA polymerase II cis-regulatory region sequence-specific DNA binding; DNA-binding transcription factor activity, RNA polymerase II-specific.